UGUGCCUGCUCUCCCUCUGUCUCUGCUCUCAGUGACGACGGGGCGAAGUCAAACCCACACCUGGGACGUUUUCAGGAAAACUCACACAAUACCUACAUAUUGCUAGAGACACAAAGAGUCAGCUCAAGUAGACGGUACAGACAUUUAAUCGAGUUUGCGCUGCUGCCUUUUGGUAUUUCCCUAAAAUGGAUCCAAUGACUCAGUCCGCCCAGAUAUCAUCGUCGCAAGGUUUGGCCGAUGGACACAAUUCUGCUGUCAAAGAAUCAAAGCUAUCCGAUUCCUUUCUUUCCUCUUCGCCUGUAUCUCUCAUUCCGUCUCCUCAAGACAAGAGAGUGAUCCCCGGUGCCGACAAGACCUGUGAAGGUGUAGCUACAUCUCUUCGCUUUCCGUCUCAGCCCGGUUCCUUUUCACCUGGUAAUUUUGGGAAUGAAGCAGAAUCAUCAGAUGUACAACCGGAUUCUCCAAUAAAGACGUCACCUGUUUCAGAGCGAAUAAAAGCACUUGAAGCUCUUGCUGCUCAAAAGAGGGAACCUGACUUUAGAAGCGACGGAAGUUUUACCCAUUUCAAGGACCGCCACCAUGAAAAAUCUCCCACUGAGAAUGCAAAAUCUCCCACAGGCAUUUCAAAAUCUUCUGUGGAAGCCUCAAAAUCUUCUGCGGAGGAGUCACCAGGGUCACCCUUUGAACUACUUGGAGAUUUGAGACAGGCAAAUGAGUUUGAAGAAACAGAAGAGUGGAUGAAGGCUCAUUCACCUCCAGGGCCACACUUUGAUGCUGUAGAAUUAAUAAAAGGCACAAACAAUGUUCCACCAGCAGAAGGUUCCACCAACAUCUGUGCAUCCGACACUGUUACCACCUUCGCUGGUGUCCCUGAUGCGUUCAUGGAUUCGCCUGUUGAAUCUUCUAAACCGAAGGAGGAGUUCAGUGAUGCGCAGAAACAACCUGCAGUUGAGGAGGAGUUUGACAUUAGCUUUUUGCCAACGGCCUAUGUGUGGGAUCCACUGGAAAAAUCAGGUGUUCCGGCGCCGUCCAAUCUUGAUUCGGUGAGUCCACCGGCGCCUCCUGGAGACUUUGCCUCCGAUGAUAAACAGAACGUUUCAGACAGUCAAACGUCUUUGGUUGAAGACUUGGAGCAUCCACAGGCCAGUGAAGUGGACAGCUCAGGAGAGUCAGAUGAUACUGUUAUUGAAGAUGGUGUCAGUGCUCCACCGUCUGCACUCCCAUCAGAUAAUUCCACCACUGAUCCGUCGUCUACAGUUAGUGAUCCUGAAAAGGUGGUCCCGCCUCCCAAGUCUGAGAGGAAGCUAAUGACGGUUCCAACAAUAAAUGUUAUCGAGACAGAUGAGCCAAAUUACAGUGACGAGGAGAUGGAAAUUGAGGCUGAGGAAGAUGAGGACUAUGAAAUUCUAAAAGACCCAGUCAGAGAGAUUCCAAAAACUUCAGUGCCAGAGCCAGAAAACGGUACAACUGACACACCCAAAACACGGCCCUUAGAAACAGAAUUUAUGGAAGGCUACUCGCCUCCGUCCUCUCCUGUGGACUCUGAUGCUGAAUACUCUCCCAAACACAACAUCCUCACAUCUAGUCCUGAAACGGGGCAUGAGCCAUCUCCUUUAACAUGUAGCGUCAUAACUGAAUCAACAGUUUCAGUGGACUCACCAUCAGAUUUUUCGCAGGCACAAAUUGACACAUCCGAGACAACAUCAAAUGAAGUAAGUGAUGAGCGUUCCCCUUCUCUGGUCAAAAAUGAAGAAAAAAAUGAAGAAGUGGAUUUCCCGGACAAUGAUGAUGAGUGGUCCGAUGAAGUGCAAGAUGUCCUGGUUGAACCCUGCAAGAAAUCAGCUCCUUACAAUCAGUCCAAAGUGGACGAAAAGGAGAGGCCUCCCAUUUCUAUAAGCAGCUUCAUGCAGGAUGAUAUUUAUGACAGACAAUCAUUUGAUUAUGACUAUGAUAUAUCCUCUCCCUUGGAGCACGGUGAUGACAAAGGGUUAAGUAAUGCAAAGGAGCGGUUUCUUUCUGAUCCAACACUAGAUGAUGUUACCAAGGACAUGCCAUGUCUCGACAGUGCCAUUUCAAUGAUUACUGAUGAAGACAAGUCAUCACUGGAAGAAUAUCCCCAGAACCCAUAUUCCUGUUUCCAAACCGAGACACGAAGCAGCAGCAGCAAUGAGCAGGACUUUAAGGACAUGUCCACCAACAUUGCAGCAGAUAACAUGAAAAAUGACAACACCCUUCCAUCUCCAAAAUCGGGUUCAAACGUCCAGCAAGAAACGAAAGCAGACCUUAAUGCACCCGACACAUCGAGCAGCCAAGACGGAAUCAACGACGACUCGUCCGUUCCUGAACCUAUGGACAGUUUUGUGGAGUUCAUGAGGGAGUGCCUAAAAUCAAGGCAGGAUGAAGAUCCCGAAGAUGUCCACCAAGCCGUUUCCUCCGAAAAUGAGGUCAGCAGAACCAGUUUGCUUCCUUCCCAAAUCUCUCCAAGCUCGGUGAUGGAUCUUGAACAAGAAAAGCUCACCAUCACUGCUCUCAAAGAGCUGGGUAGCAGUCAAGACGAACAGUUUGAUAACCUCCAGCCAAAGCAAUUGGAUGAGAAUCGCGUUAACCCUACUGCUGCGUCUGCACAGCCACUUUCCCUUACAGCGGUUCCUGAUCCCUCCUGUUCCCAAAGGAACCGUGUGUUCGAUGACACGAACCCCCCAGAGGUGGAAACCAUAGACGAAUGGGUGGCUGAAGCCUACCAUCUCGCUGAGCAUGUCUUGACAGCAAUACUAACCCACUUAUCAGUCAAGGAUCUGAUCCACUGGCGAGACCCCAAGAAGACGGGGCUGAUGUUCGGCCUGUCCCUGCUGGUGCUGCUGUCUCUGGCAGCCUUCAGCGUCAUCAGCGUGGUCUCCUACCUGCUGCUCUCGCUGCUCUGCGUCACCAUCACCUUCCGCAUCUACAAGUCUGUGGUUCAGGCCGUGCAGAAAUCCAGCGACGGACACCCCUUCAAAACCCUGAUAGAUAAGGAUGUCAGCAUCCCUCCAGAGACGUUCCGCAAGCACGUGGACACCAGUCUGACCUACAUCAACCGGGCCCUGAAGCAGAUGAGCCGUCUGUUCCUGGUGGAGGAUCUGGUGGACUCCCUAAAGCUGGCCGUGGUCAUGUGGCUGCUGACCUACGUAGGAGCCGUCUUCAAUGGAAUCACUGUUCUCAUCCUGGCUGACAUCCUGCUCUUUGCUGUUCCACCCGUCUAUGAGAAAAACAAGACCCAGGUUGAUCAGUACAUCGAUCUCGUACGUACUCAAGUCAACACCACGAUGGCAAAAUUGCAAGAGAAGCUUCCGGGAGCUGUGAAACGCAGCAAAACUGAAUGAAUCCACAUUGAAAACCUCCAUCAUCCUCAUCAUCUGGUUCCUCCCUCCCUCACCCCCUAAUAACCCUAACCCUCUCAUCGCCCAUCACCCCCUACUACACUGAACCCUGCUAGGUAGAAAAAGCUCUGAGCUACUCAGUGUUCUAUGUAAAACUACUGCACAGCUUAACUUGCAGCAUUAGAGAAGAACAGGAAGUGAUGCUGGCGAGGGCGGUGUGUAUUUCUGCAGCAGACCCCCCCCCAGGGUGGAACUAGACCCAAUCUAUCACCUGGUUUAAAGACGCCCAAAAAAAGCUAAUGUUUGUACAGAAAACCACACAGUUCUCUGAAGGUAGUAAGGGAGGAAUUAAAAACCUUUUGGGUGUUGACUGUCCGCUGUUACACGGAUGCAAACUGUACGGAUGAAAAAGAUGGAAACAGCUUUGCUUCUCUUCAUUGGCCUGUUAAAUAAAUUAGUCCUCGGUCACAUUAAGACACUGUAUCCAAGUUUCUGCAAUGCACUGAACCUUUUCUUCCUUCUUUUGAACCCACGAGCAGGUUGAAAUAAAAUGAUCUGAGUUCUAAACCAGCUGAUAACUUGGUCUAGUUCACCCUCUUCUGUCCAGAUGCUUCUUUUUAUUUAAUUUUUUAAGACAGUUUUCUUGGUGCGUGUGUGGCUGAGUGUGCGCGUGUGCGUGUGUGUGUGUGUGUGUGUGUGUGUGUGUGUGUGUGUGUGUGUGUGUGUGUGUGUGUGCGCCCUCUAGACCCUCCUGGUUCUCUGCUAUAUGGAACAUUAGUCUUGCUUUUGCUUUUGCAGGUGAAGGAAAGCUCCGUCACAGCAGUCACGACUACUUCUUAAACUGCUGAGGUCUCACAUUUGCUUGUAUUUUGAUCAUUACUAUUAUUCUAAUUAUUAUUAUUAUUACUACUACUCAUUCGGCUUGCUGCUACGACUCCCUUUUAGAUCGGUAACAGCAUCGUACGAGCGUCGUGUUAUUGAGCUUCAUAAUUCCAGCUAGUUGUUCCAGAGGCCUCUAAGGAUAAACUGAUUUAAGGUUAAUAAGUGUCUCCUCUUGUUCCCACAACUACUAAGUCUUGACAGAUUGCUGUUGCUUUUGCUUCAUUGUUAAACAAAAAAAAAUAAAAAAUGCAACCUGUAAAUUUACCACAAGAUGAGUUAAAGCUGUUCAGUAAAAUUAAAGAUGUUAUAAGAUCAAAGCAGGUGGAUAAAAUGGAAAAAGUUAACAUUUAGGUCUUUUCUGUAAGAUAUGUCCUUCGAUGAAACUUGAAAUUCAACAUUAAAGAUGGCAAGAUCUUCUGUUUAACUUUGUAUGGCGUUAAUUUUGUUGUUUAAAAAUGUACACUUAUUUUGUCAUAUUUCACAUAGUAACUGUAAACAUUCAGAGGUUUGGUUUCAUUUAAAAGAAAAAGGAAAUGAACAUUUUGAAAAGAAUGUAUCUGGAGGAGAUAGGGAUACAUUUUAGGGGAAGCUCAUUGCAGAACUGUUACGUUUUUCUUUUGUCUUCUGCCUUGAAAUGCAUGUCCUAGUAACCGAGUAGCGUCUCCUCUUUAAUAAGAUUAUACCUGUGAUUGUUUGAGUGCUGUUAUUGAUUUUGAGAAAACGUGUUUCCGCUGCAGCCGCAUCUCUGUAUCGUUUUAAGGGCUGGACGUGUAGAAGGAUGUUUCUUUUCCAUUUCAUCGCGCUUCAAAGAAAGUCUGCACACACUAAAUGCAGACGACAGUGGGAGUUCCUGUAGCUCCUAUAAUGUAAUAAUUUCACCCUAUAAUGUCAUAAUUUCACCCUAUAAUGUAAUAAUUUCACCCUAUAAUGUAAUAAAAUGUGCAAUUAAGUUAACUCAAUCAAUAAUGUAAUAAAAUAUCCUGACUGAUAUUGUAAUAACAUUUUUACCAAUAAUGUAAUACCUUAUUACAUUAUUUCGGAAUUUAUUACAUUUUCAGGUGGGUCUUUUUUUUUUUUUUCUCCAAAACUGAUAAUGUAAUACUUGACAAAUAAUGUAAUAUAUAUGUUCAUUUUCAGUCCAGAGUUCUACAUUUUGUGUUUUAAGAAUCUAAGAAUGUUAUAUACGCUGGAUUUGAAACACCAGAAUGACUAUUGGGUUAAAUUGCAGACUUUGAGUACCAUGUAAUAAAUUCCCAAUAACGUAAUAAGGUAUUACAUUAUUGGUAAAAAUGUUAUUACAAUAUCUGUCAGGAUAUUUUAUUACAUUAUUGGGGAAGUUAUUACAUUAUUGGGUUUUAUUACAUUUUUGAUUGAGUUAAGUGCAAAUUUUAUUGCAUUUUCAGGCGUUAUUACAUUUUCAGGAAAUUAUUCCAUUAUAGGGUGCUACAGUUCCUCCUUUCUUUCCCUCCGUGUGGGGAGUUUCCUCGGGGGAUGCAUGCUCUCUCUGUCCUCGUGUUGCUACCAUCGACUCAUGCACAUCUUUGCUAAGUCUUUGUGCACAAACGGUCUCAUUUGGACUCACUGUGGUAAAUAAGUGUUGUGCAACCUUUCUGUCGGGGUUGCAUCUGUCCCAGCGCACCCGGGACUGAACAGUCUCAUUAACGUGUAAGAAGUAAUUAGCCGUGAAUACAGAGACUAGUAGUUUGUUAGGGUUUUUCUGUUGUUUUUUUUUUUAUAAUAAAGAUGUAUGUUGUCACUCAGUUUCACACAA
Messenger RNA from Cololabis saira (Pacific saury), 6009 nucleotides. RefSeq names its product reticulon 3 (gene rtn3). NCBI's taxonomy places the organism in Eukaryota, Metazoa, Chordata, Actinopteri, Beloniformes, Belonidae. Bases 186 to 3359 code for a protein of 1057 amino acids. Gene Ontology annotation, cellular component: postsynaptic density; neuron projection. The record is from RefSeq and is a predicted model, not a curated record. The transcript has 10 exons. Gene Ontology annotation, biological process: endoplasmic reticulum tubular network formation; brain development; neuron differentiation.